GUUCAAGUUGUUUUUUGUUUAUAAAAAUAUAAUUAAUACACCCGCUUUAGAAAAGUAAACAAAGAGAUUUCUGUAUUAAUUUGUAUUCUAAAGGUCUUCAAAAAUGGAUAGUGAAAUCCUAGAAGGAAUUGAAUGCAGUUCAAAAUUAGAAUUAGUACCCGAUCCUAGUAACCAAGAUAUGUGGGAUACUGAGGACAAUACACAACUGUCUGAAUUAAAUUAUGAUGGUGAAAAUUCAGAUAUCGAAUUUGAAGAUGAGUGUGAAUUGAUUACAAUUGACCAGUUGAGUGCUGAAACUGGGGAUGUUGAACACAGCAAAGAAAUCCUGGCACCGGCGAGCAUUGAAAAGGACAUUGAUAUAGAACUAUCAACCAGUAUUAAUAUGGCAGAGUCUUUAAUAUUAGCAGUAAGCAAGAAACAAAAAUGUUCAUUUUGCAACUACAAAACAGAUUCUCAGGCUAACCUCAAUCGCCACACUCUGAUACAUGGUAACCCUACUGACCUUCCCUUACAUAAGUGUCCAGAAUGUAUAUAUGAAACUCCACUCAAGUAUAAUCUUGCCAGGCACAUGCUUGUCCACAAAAAUGAUUCUGAAAUUGAACUUUUUAGUUGUCCAUAUUGUUCUCUUAAAACGAAGCAUGGUAGAAAUAUUAAUAAACAUAUUAUGAUGUGUCAUCCUGACAUUGAUGUAGGUGAAAAAUACUAUUGCAACUUUUGUAAAUUUGUUACAAAAUUGCCGGAAAAUCUCGUUCGACACACUAGCUCUGUACAUCAGGAAAAUCCGAAUAUGAAAAUGUUUAACUGUACGGAGUGUCCCUUUAAGACAAGAAUUAAAUGGAAUUUGGAAAAACACCUUUUAAGACAUAAAGAACCUCCCAAACCAAAGAAGAUGUUUAAAUGUCCCCAUUGUUCAUAUGAAAGCAUAUUAAAAACGACCCUUGAAAAUCACGUCCUGACGCAUAAGAAAGAUUGGGAGGUAGACAUGUUCAAAUGUUUGUCAUGUCCUUAUGAAACGAAAUCGAAAAAGAACAUCAAUAGACACGUGCAUGAAAAACACAAAUUUCCUAAGGAACCUCUAAUAUACAAAUGCCCUUCCUGCAAAUAUGAAACGAAUAGAAGUCCAACACUUAGGAAACAUAUUCGGAUGAAACACAAGAAUCCCCAAAACUACCGCCAAUGCCCACAUUGCCCCUUCGUAUCUAAUGUAUUAAAAACGUUCAACGAACAUAUUAGUCAAAACCACAAAGACCAAGAAGUGAAGAUGUACAAGUGUGAAGAGAAAAAGUGCAAGUUUCAAACGAAAAGGAAAAUAAAUCUGAGCCUCCACGUGUUAAAUGUGCAUACGGAUAAGAGGAGAUUGAAGUAUUUGAAAUGUGAUAAAUGUGAUUAUAAGACUAAACUAAAACAUUAUAUGGCUAAGCAUAAAAAGCAGAAUCAUGGUGGUUCGGAUUAGAAAGUUUUAAAAGAUUUAUUGUAUUUAAGUUAAUUUUUAU
Molecule: messenger RNA, 1493 nt
Organism: Diabrotica balteata
Lineage: Eukaryota; Metazoa; Arthropoda; Insecta; Coleoptera; Chrysomelidae
Source: the annotation of a GenBank genome assembly